CCAAGUAUCCAUCUGUAAAGCUUUUGCCUCGCAGAGAUCAGGAAUUUUCUAAUAAUAUGUUAUCGGGAUAAAAAUAUUCCCCGGAUCGAAUUAUUAUUUUUUGUCGCGCGAGUGUCCACAAAAUUAAGACAAUUGCGAAUGAUCAGUCGAGCAGCGAGAAAAUAGCGCAACGUCGUGAACGGCGUCGGCAGCCAAAAUGUCGGCAAUUUCUUAACUCUAAGCGUACCCUCUGUCAACAUUUGUGAAUCUCCAUCGAAGUCAACAUCGAAUCAGUCAAUAAUUAAAUCGUCGAUGAUGUACGAUCGAUAUCGGAUUCCUUCGAUACAGUGAUAACACGGAAUCUCUGAAAUUGAGAAGGACAUGUGACUAGGCGGGUAUGAUUUUACAAAGAAGUUAAAAUGUCCAGCGAUAAUGAUCAGAUCCCCAAAUCGGGCAAGCGGAAGAAAUAUGUCAUACCUGAUAGCGAAGAUAGCGAUGAAUCUGUAGUGAACUUACGUAGAAGGAAAAAGACUUUUAGAGUUAUUAGCGAAGGUGAAAGCAGCGACGAAGAUAGUGAUGUUCUGAGACCAAUUGUUCGAAGAAGGAACCCUAGAGUCGAUGAGACCGAAAAUGAGACAAGUUACGAAGGUAGCAGUUCAGAUGAUACUUCAGAAUGGCAGUCAGACUGGAGCAGUUCGUCAGAAUCAGAACAACAAGCUCCCGUUAAGCGAAAGCUACUUGAGAAAUCAAAAUCCAAAAAGCUGCAAAUAAUAGUAUCGGAUACAGAUACAGACACCAGCGAUGACCAAGUAGAAAAGUGUCCUAUAUGCUUGCUUCCUUUUAGAAAGCAACAAUUAGGCACUCCUUCUUCUUGCGAGCAUUGCUUCUGCUUAGAAUGUUUAAUGGAAUGGAGUAAAAAUAUAAAUACUUGUCCAGUAGAUCGCCAAACCUUUACAGCAAUCCAUGUCAGAGACGCACUUGGUGGACAGAUUACGAGACAUGUCCCAGUCGACGUGACACCUCGUGUAGAGGACGAACCACUGGAGGAUCCUACAUUUUGCGAAGUAUGCCACCUGAGCGAUAGGGAGGAUCGCAUGCUUCUUUGCGACGGAUGCGACUGUGGUUAUCAUUUAGAGUGCUUAAUUCCUCCAAUGAACGAAGUACCCAUGGAGGAAUGGUUUUGUCCAGAAUGUUCACAGAACAGUCAAAAUGACGCGGAAGUUGUGGAAAUUGAUUUAGAUGAAAUACCAGAUUUAAUGGAAGAGGCUCGCAGACUCGGCGUUUCUUAUGGCAGAACGCGUACUGGCGCGCCUCAAAAUUCUCAACCAAGAAUCGUACCUCGCACUAGGCAUACAGAACGUGUUAGAGCUACUAUUCGCAGAAGAAAUAGAGUUUAUGACAGUUCACAACCAACCCGUCAAUUAGCACUUGAUCCAAGCCAACCUUCUACCUCUUCUGGUUUGGAGUCUUUUGGAGACAACAGUCGAAGUCUUUCCCCAAGCAAUGCCUCUAACUCUUUAGGUUCCGGGGAUCGAAACUGUUUAAGUGGAAAUUCUAGAAAAUCGCGGAGACCCCAAAGAUCUGGAAGUAGAUCGAGCGAUACUAGCGACGAAAAUGUUUUAACGAAAACUAAACGGGGAAUCAAUAAUAGUAAUAAUUCUGUAAAUUCUGAUAACGGUAAAUCCAAGGAAGGCUCCAAGAAAAGUGGAAGUACUUCGAGGAAAAGUACCGGUAACAAGAAGUCUAGAAGUAACUUGAGGAGAAGUGGAAGUAGAAAUAAAUCGAAAAAAACGAGAGGAUCUAAGAAAGUUUCUAGUAGGGACACGCUAUUAAGAGAAGUUAGAAUUACGGAAUGUAACGAAGACGGAGAAGAAGAAGAAAUUGUAACUUUUGUAAAGGUGGCUUCGGUUGGGUCUACGAGAAGAAGAAGGAGAAGAAAAGGAAGAAAGAGAAGAAAAGUUAGACGUCAAGCUAGAACUGUGUCCAGUGUUUUAGCUAGUUCCAAAAAGAGACUCGCAGUUUCUUUAGGUAUUUGCAAACCUAUAAAGGGUGUUCCAGCUUUAAUACCUAGCGUAAAAAAUCGCCCAGUUUUCUCAGAAAGAUCCUCGUUGAACGUUACUCGAUAUAAUGCUGGAAUCUCGAGGCUUAGUCUACUUGGAGAUAAUCUUGACUUGAGUUAUAGUCCUCCAGGAUCUGAUAUAGAGGAUUACAAUGGAACUGGGCCUACCAUGACCAUUCACAGACGAUCAGCGAUCUCUUCUCGUAGACAGCUUCGUUUAAAAAACAUCGUUAAUCCUCAGCCACCACAAGCUGAUCUUUUAAGCAGCAUAAUAAGCAAUCAAGAAGUUUGGCAUUCAAAGAAUAAUAACAUAAUUCUUAAAGCUAAUGGUCUUCUCUUGGCUGAGAAAAAGGAAAAUACUGACAAUUUAAAGAAGAAGAAUGUAGAAGAAGAAAAAUCGCCUGAAGUAGAAGAGACAGUAUCCGUAGUAGAGAAUAGAGCUUCCGGAACCAAUAGCCCAUUGGAAGUGUCUGGAAUCAAUCCAGAGUUGAUCAUACAGGCUCCGAUGUAUAAUAAUCCUUGCGGAGGGGGGAACAGAGGUAACUUCAGAGGUGGUUACAGAGAUAACACAAGGCACAGCCAUGGAGGCCAGAAUUAUGGACGAGAUUCUUUACCCGGAAGUGGAAGACACAGUUAUGGCGGAAGUGGAAGUAAUUUCGGAAGAGAUUUCGGACCGCCUGCAUUUUAUAAUCCGAACUUUGAACAUUGCGGGCCCCCAAUGUUUGGAGGAACUCCUCCAUUUAGGAAUCGAAACCCUCAACACUUCAGAAACGAAAGAUUUCGUUUCAUGCCUCCUGGAAGACCUCCGUUCAAUUUCAGCGAAGGUUUCGAGCACCACUCUUUUCCUGAAAGGUUUAAUCGUCCUAGAUCUCCUCAAGCUCCUAUCGAUCGGCCUCAAAAUAAUAUGCCAGCAAACUUACCAGAAGACACCGCUGGAAGUCAAUCCACGGAACAGCAACCCCAAGAUGCCGAGAAUGUUUCUGUUAGGCCAGAAGAAGAUUGCGAUAUCUAUUGUGAUAUAGAGACUAAAUCCGAUGGAGAACUUCAAGACCAGCAGAACGGCUCGGUGGCGUUGUUGCCACCUCCAGAACCACCGUCGGGUCUCCUAGACUUCGAAGAGAACUCUAGAAGCGACAAAGACAGCGAUCAAGAAUUAGUUAUCGAUGAUAGUCAAAAAGAAGACACUCCAAAGAAUGACAAGUACGAUCCUUUCUCUGUGGAUAGUGACAGUGAUAGUGAAAUAAAAAAGAACGAAGAGGUUGUAAAGAAAACUAAAGAAGAGAAGACUGUAGAAUGCGUUAUACAACCCGAGCCUUCGGAUACGUUGGCACGUUUAUCAGUUUACGAUGACGACGACGAAGAAGACUCCCAAGCUGACUGUCCAAAUUUCUCUAUCUAUUCUUCUCAAACGAUGGAUGUGGCGCGUCAUACCGAACAACAAUUAUCGCAACAGAUAGGACCUCUCGAACCACCUCCUCUUCCACCUUCGAUUCCAGACGACGACGACGUCAUAGUUGGCGAUGUUCAGGCUUGCGAUCUCGCGGAUAUUCCAGAACCGUCGGACCCGUAUGUCGAAGCCCUGAGGAAAGAAAGACAGACACUUAGUAAAAUUCCGCCGAAAAAAAUUUCUCACGACUGCAGAGGGAAAAUUACUUUCAAAAUCGGAACUAAAUUGAAGAUUAAUAACAGAUUGUUGGGACUGCAAGAGGAAGAAGAGAAGGAGGACGAGAGCGAGAAGAAGAAGGAAGUUGAACAAGUAAAGGAGGAAGAGACCCACAUCGAUCGCGACGAAGAACGAAAGAAGAUCGCUAAAAGCAAGUUCGAGGAAGAAGCUCAAUCUGAAGAGGAUAAAGAGGAAGUUCCAGAGGAGUUAUCGAUAUUCGCAAAUCCGCCAAAUGUUAAAGAGAAAGAUACAGACGGGGAACAAAAAGAGGAAGAAUCAGCAGCGAUUUCUACAGUUGAAGAAACAGAAAAGAUCUCUGAUAUAGAUGUACCUCCCGAGAGAAUUCGAUUAUCCCCUCCAAAGCUGGAAAAUGAGUUAAGCAACGAAUGUGUGUCGAUACCAUCAUCGGAAGAAGGUAGUGAAACUUCCACUCCGCAUCCCAAGAUUCCAACGAUCGAGAUUAUCGACGACGAAUGUCCAAUCGAGUCAUCUAAAAUGCAGGAAGAGCCCAAUAAAGUUAAUAUUGUGACGGCUGAUGUAGAGAAUAAUAAAAAAGAUGAAAAGGAACAGCGUCGAGGGGGCGAAGAAGAUGAGGAAGAUGAGGAGGAGGAAGAGGAAGAGGAAGAGGAUGAAGAGGGCGAAGAAGAAGAGGAAAAUGAGAUCGAGAAUGAAAACGGAAAAGAAAAAUUUCCUAUUGAAAAGGAACCGUCAGAUAAAGAGAAAGAAACGUCGGAUAAGGAAGGAGGAAUAUCAGACAAGGAAACUGUAGUCGGAGAAGCUUGUAAUAGAAGCAGUUGGGAAUCUAAUGAUGGAGCGUACACACCUUGCAAGGAUGAACUUCCUUUGAAGGAAUCAAGGUCUUCGUUUGAACAGCUACCGCCUCUUGAAAGCGGUUUAGAACCAAUCACGCCAACGAAAGACAAGCUUGACGAUUUAGACAGCUGCAGAACUCCGGUGGAUUAUAAUGUCUUGGGUACUGAAGCUAUUUCAGAGACAGAUGAAGCAAUGAACUUUGAAGACGAAUUGACUUUACUGACUCUACGUAAGGAAAAAGAAAUGGAAGAUGGAGAAAUCGUCGAAGAGAAGACUACCAAGGAAGCUGAGAAGGUCGAGAAAGAGAAGGAAGAGGACAAGAAACGUAAGAAGAAGGAUAAGAAAGAAAGAGGCAAGGACACUGAAAAGAAUAAAGAAAACAUUGCUUCGGAGAACCAAGUAGCGUGGAAGAAACUGUCGAAAAGCACAAAAGAAAGAUCAUACAGGGAUAAGGAGAAAAGAUCGAAGUCAAAGGAGAAAGAUAAACAAAAGAAGAAGAAGGAAGUAGUUAAAAAGAAAGAGAAACGAAAAGAAUUGCCUAGGUACGACGUUAGGAAAAUAGUUGCAGAGAGACCUUCGAGACCUAGGAAGGACGAAUACGGAAGAGAUAUUAGAGAAAAGUCGAGGCAAAGGAGCAGAUCUAGGAGUUGUAGUUCGAAACGUUCUAGAUCGUAUUCCAAACUUCGAUCCAGAAGUAGAUCGAGGAUUAGGCUUCAAAGAUCUUGGUCUAGAGAUCGUAGAUCUUAUUCGAAAUCCCUCUCCAGAAGAAGAUCCCUUUCACGAGGAAGACGUAAAUCACCGAAAAGAAGAUCAACCUCCAGAAGAAGAUCUUCGUCUAGAAGAAGAUCGAGAUCUGUUUCUCGAAAACGACGAUCUCUGUCGAGGAAGAGAUCCAGGAGGUCGGUGUCAAGGUCGAAAAGAUCGCUUUCAAGGUCCAGACAAAGAAGAUCUCUAUCAAGGUCCAGAAGGUCUUUGUCUAGAUCUCGCGACAGGCGUAAAGACAAGAAGAAAUAUAAAUCUCGUAGUCGUUCGAGAAAUCGCAAGAAGUCUCGAUCGAAAUCGCCUAAAAAAUCGUCCAAGUCCAGGGAAAGGAAACUUUCGAAGAGGAAAGCACAAAGUAGAUCAAGGUCGAGAGUGAGGUCUUGUUCUAGAAACUGGGAACAAAUCGAUAAAAUUGUGGAACAAGAUUUCUCGAGGCAAAGAGAAGAAAGAGAGAGAGACUCUUGGAGUGCUCAAUGGACACCUUCUUGGUCGAGAUCUAGAUCAAAAUCGCCUCAGCAUGUACAGCAGGAACAGAUUGCAUCCAGAGAUUGGUCUCCGGUACUGGAUAAUGUUGCUGUCCCGCCAAAAAAUCUGACCGUUAUUCUAACAAACAAAGAAGCCAUCAAAAAGAAAAAGAAAGAACGCAGAAAAGAAGGGAAAAAGUCGAAAGAUGACAAAAAGAGGAAAGGGAAAAGGAACAGGACUCCUCCACCCUCGAAAGAAGUUUUUGCCAGUGGGGAUAAUAUUUUGGUUAGCGUAUGCUUCAACAAAGAUAAUGAGACUAUCCAGGCAGGUGUUCCAGAACUUCCAGAAACGAUUCCCUUAAUUCCUCCUUUAAAACGGCGUCGUAGAGAGCCCAUUCAAGCUGAGCCUCCAAAACGCUCUAAGAAAGAUAAGACAAAAGAUAAGCGUUCCAAAUCUCCAAAACCCAAAAAGGAUAAAAAGAAGAAGUCGAAAGCUGCUGAGAUAGCUGCUACAAAGAAACCAGUCGCUGUAAUUGAUUUGGAUCAAUCACCAUUUAGAGAACAAACUCCAUCUCCGAGGGAUGUAAUAGUUCUCAGCGACGACGAUGACAAACAAGUUCAACAAAUAGCGCUAGAUCAGUGUCAACCCUCGCAGAACUCGCCGCAGAGAGAGCAGUUUGUCUCUCAAGGUCCCAAAACACCUCCGGAGCCACAAAUAAAAUUCUCGAUAAAUAAACAGACCAGUAACUUGCGACCAUCGAUGUUGAAUCCACUUUUGGAUGAAGAAGAAGAGGAAGAAAUGGAUGAAAGGGUCGAAGAGGAAUUAGAAAUGAGAGCACAAGAAGAAUUAGAGUUAAGAUUGAAAAUUGGACCAAAUACUCCCCCGGAGCCUCCGACUUCUCCGCCGACUAGUCCAGACGCUUACGAUCCGUUUGAUCCAACGAAAUCUAGAUCACCAACACCUGAUGCAAGCCAAGAAGCAAAUUCCAGCGACGAAAGAAGAAGAUCCCCGCGAAAACAUGAUUCUGUUGAUGGGAUCAUCGAAGAAGAAAAUAUACAGAAACAGGAGAGGCAAAGUCAAGAAAAGCAACUGGAGAAACCUAAGAUUAUUUCAAUGGUCACAAUUAAGAGAGCUUCUCCGCAGAGAGAUGAUGCUAAUGAGAAUGAUAACAAUAAGGAUACUACUGCUUCGACUGGAAACAUGGAGGCGCAGCAAGGCCAACAAAAUGCACAGAAUCAGAAUAAUCCUUUCGGAGUCAUCAAUCCUGUACUGGCUACUGUGGCUGCAGCUGUACAAAGAAGUGGAGUGUUCAAUGCUUCGAAUACGAAUAGCAGUCAACGCACGUUGUUACAGUCGAAUCGUAUUUCACCAAGUAAUCAACAGAAACAACGUAGCCAAGCACCCGCAGCCUUUGCAAAUUCAGGAAAACCGUUAAGAGGUAGUAAAUCUGGUCAAACAAAGAGCAAUGGACAGAAUGGCAACGAUCCUGUUACAGAAAUUGUAGAUAACGUGGAUAUGUCUUCGCCAUAUUCGCCUGGGUCGACCCUCAGCGAUGGCAUGUUCGAUCCUCCAAGUCCUAUAAACUUUAAUAGCUCGCCUGGAACUGGAGCAGGAGGUGCUGGAGGACCUAUUGGAUCACAAACCACGAAAACUAGUAGCUCGAAAACAGCGAAGAGUGCGGAUAAAAAAGAUCCCUUCGAUGCUCUUUUCAACAUUAUGCCAAGUACGAAGACCUCGAAACAGACUAGAAGCAAAAAAGCUGACAAGGAUAAGAAGAAGAAACCAACGAAUCCAAAAGUUGGCGUGAGAAUGGACGAGAACCAGCUUCAAAUAUUGGAUGAUCUUCCAAGUUCGGCUGUUGAAAUGCAGGUCAAGGAUAAGUUCCUAAAGAAAUUGAAUCGUCAAGAGCGGGUGGUUGAAGAAGUGAAAUUGGUACUGAAGCCACACUAUACGAAAAAGCAUGUUACGAAAGAAGAGUACAAGGAUAUUAUGCGGAAAGCGGUGCCCAAGAUAUGCCACAAUAAGACAGGAGAGAUAAACCCAAAAAAGAUUGCCCAUUUAAUAGAAGCUUACGUCAGGAAAUGCAGGAACAUCAAGAAGAAAACUUCUGAGAGUUCUUCUGCAAAGGCCUCUAAACCCGCGAAAAUCAUGUGGAGUUGAUCACGAGUCAGCUAGGUGUCUGUUCAAUUCCCUUCAAUUUCGUAGUUCAGACGAUCGUCGUACUCGAUGAGCGGUGAGUGAGCUUCGAGACAACUAGUCUCCUCCUCGAUGAUGCGAUGUAUCUUGUAUUCUGUGUAAAUACGUAAUUAAUUAAUUGAUUAGUCGAUUGAUUGAUUGGUCGAUUGGUUGCUUGCUUGGUGGAUUGAUUGAUUGAUCGAUUAAAUUGUAAGAGUACCAUUUAUUAUUUAUAUAAACAAUACCCUUUAUCUCGCGAGGGAAUUCAACCGUUUUUAUGGAAGAUCCAUUGAUUAUAUCAUUUUUGGUUCUUUUUCUUCGAUUUUAGAAGAUUCAUACUUAGUUGCAUGGAGAUCGAUUACUACUGUUUUUACAAAAUUUCAAAAAAUCUAUCAAACAUAAUUGAAAGUCAUCAGUUUAUAAUUUAUAGACUUCCAAUACUCUUUAUUUUUUUUUUCUUGAAUAAUUAAAUGACUAUUUUCUAAACGCAUUUAAGCACACUGAAUUUUCGGCUAUUCGUAUAAAUUAACGAUGUAAAUUCAUAAUUUCGAAGUAGCAUAUUUAUAUAACUUGAAGCUAAUUGUUUCUCGUACUUAUGAAUUUAUUAUUGUUCGAAGAAUAUUUAAGAAUAAAACAUUAGUCGAUCUCUACUACAAAUUUUGUAUACAUAUUGUAUUGCUGAAGUUUGAAAUUAUUAAAAAUGUCAAAAUAUCAGAACUUGUAGGCGUGAAAUUUCGUACAAAAAAAAAAGAAACAAAUACACAAUGGAAGAACAUUAUCCGUUUUUAAAAAUCAUUAACUAAUGCCCAUUUUUCUGGACACUACAAAUCAUUCAUUUCGACAAAUAAAUAUGCAUUGGUACAUGUUCUAUUUGUUUAUAUUACCAAGUAAUUGAUACUUUGACAACUAUUUAUUCAACUAAUUAAAUAUUAGCUCUUAUUUUCUAAUUUUAUGAAAAAAAUGAUUCGUUGAUGAUCGCAAUACUUGUAUUUAUAAUGCAUAGAAUUUAUGUGCCAACAACUGGCACAAUUGGCUUUUCCGCAGAGACUGUCAUUUUCGUAUUCUUAAUGCACAUGUAAAAAUGCUUAAAUACCACGUUUCUAACGUACAUAUUGUAAUUUCACUCUUUCUACAGAGUUGGACGUUAUUCGAAUAAAUUAUUAUUCUUAUCGGCAUCAAUACUAACUACUACUACGACUACUGUUAAUACUACUCUAUUAUCAUUGUGUCUCUUGUAUUACUAUUAUUUCUGUUGUAUGUAUCAUUGAUAUAUAAAUAAUUAUUUGAAAUGAAACUUACUCGCAAUAACUUUCUAUUUAUUUGUAAGUUUAUCUACAGAUUUGUUUGGAUUAAAUUGUCAUUCGAAUAAAUAUGGAAUCUAAUCGUCUUCUUAAUACAACAGUAUUUCAGAUAAUUGAAGAUUAAAGUAUAACUAAAACGAAAAUUAAAUAUCAAGAACAGUUGUAUCGCAGAAUCAAUAAUCAUUUAUAAACUUAGUUGCGAAGUUUGCAAAACAAAUAAUAUUAUACUGUUUGAGUUACUCAAUAUGAUCUAAAACUGUUAACAUUAAAAUUAUUAUUGCUAUUAAAGUGAAAUAUAAAUUAUUAUCAAUUUAUUUAUUUGAAAAUUACAAUUCGAAUGGAUAGUGCAAUUAAUUUAGAACAAUGAAAUUCCUUAUUUAGAGCAAAACAGUCGACAAGUCAAUUGAUUAAUGAAAAUAAAAAUGACUACUUGAAUAAAGAUUUGUUUGAAUACUUUGUUCAUCGAUUGUUAUUCGAAUAAAAAUUGUCCAACUUUGUUUUUGUAUAGCCAUAAAACGUGUAUGAGAAUGAGAGAGAUAGAAUGAAUGAAAAUUAGUUUUAAAAGAUAAGAGGUUCUGUCUCGUGGAAUUGUAAAAUAAGAAUUUCAAGAGAGUAUGUAUUGUUCAAGCUACAUCAAAUUUGAUCGGCUGUUUAGCUAAUCAAAUAUGAUUUCUCACAAAAAUUAAUCAGAAAAUGUUCGAUUCUUUCCAUCUGUAAACAACAACAAAGGAAGAUGACGCUAAAAUCCUUAUCUUUUUAAUUAAAAGUCACUACUUAGUACUGGCAAAAUAAGCAAUUUUUAAUUGUAAUUAAUAAUUGCAUUCAAUCCAAUUGUACUUAUGCUGUAUUUGUAAGUUACUUUUUUAAGAUUAUACGGGAUAGUUUAAUGGGAAAAAGAAAUUUAUUAAGAAAUAUCUAACUCUUUAAAUUAACGUUAAUUUACGUUUCUAUCAAUAUUUUUUUGAAGUUCACAGAAAGUAGAUGAAAAAGUACAGUGAUAUAAUCUAUCACACUCCCAAAGGCUCGAUCUGUCUGUGAUUAUUUUUCUAAGCUGUUUAUUACCAUCUGAUGGACUUCCUGAAACAUUUAAGCCAACUUUAAUCCUUCCAGAACAGACAAAUUCAGGAGAAAAGUAACAUUUGAUUAAUAUGCUACAUUUAUUUUAAUUUUUUUAAAUAAUUUUAUAAAAAUUUGAAUUUGAAUUAUAAAAUGAAAUAUUUCACAGUGAACAAGUAAAAAUUGACCUGUUGAAUCGAAUAAACGUAACGAAAUAAAUCCGAAAUAAAUUGUUUUGAAUUAACUUCGUUCGUUAUGUAUCAUUCGACUAAAAUUUUGCUAAUUCUUCGAUAAUUACAAUCUGUCGUUAAUUGUUCCAUCAUGUAACAGUCUAGAUAGCGCUUGUAUCGCAGGUGUCUUUCGCAACGUGUAGUUACUACUCUAUGUUAGAUUGCGAAAAUAUUCACAGACAAGAUUGAUAAGAGCUGAUUAGAAUAUAAAUUCGCAACAGUAUAUGAAGUAUAUAAAAUCAUGAAUUUAAACGCAUUGAACACGAAAUAUAAGGACGAACGUUAUGAACAGUACAUACACCACGUAUCGAAGAAUCGAAUCACCCAUUAGAUUAAAUUUCAUGAAAUUUUUAUACCGUUAUAAGUCAGAAAUUGGACAUGAUAAUGAAAAGCAAUCGUAACAGUUGAUAUUCGAAAAAUGAAUGACUACAAACACGAUUUGUGAGACUACUUAGGUGCGAUUAACUAUUAGUGUGUCUGCGCAUGAAUGAGAAAUCUUUUGUACUAAAUAAUGAUGUAUAUAUAUAUAAUGAAGGGAGAAAUAAAGAAUUUAAUAUUAUCGAAAAAAAAAAAUCGAAAA
Molecule: messenger RNA, 11083 nt
Organism: Hylaeus anthracinus
Lineage: Eukaryota; Metazoa; Arthropoda; Insecta; Hymenoptera; Colletidae
Gene: PHRF1
Exons: 14
Coding region: 399-7901 (2500 amino acids)
Source: RefSeq, a predicted model, not a curated record